Messenger RNA from Lolium rigidum, 297 nucleotides. Its product is annotated as FCS-Like Zinc finger 3-like. Lineage: Eukaryota; Viridiplantae; Streptophyta; Magnoliopsida; Poales; Poaceae. The record is from RefSeq and is a predicted model, not a curated record. Gene Ontology annotation, molecular function: zinc ion binding. The coding region runs from base 1 to 297 and encodes 98 amino acids. Gene Ontology annotation, biological process: regulation of DNA-templated transcription. The transcript has a single exon.
AUGGCGGCAUCAGUAGCUUGCUCGUCGUUCUUCUUCUUCGACGCCGAGCCGCUCGGCGAGGCCGGCAUACCGGCGCUGGACGCGUGCGCGCUCUGCACCAAGCAGCUCGCCCGGGACAGCGACAUCUUCAUGUACCGAGGUGACACGCCCUUCUGCAGCGAGGAGUGCCGCGACGAGCAGAUGCAGCUCGACGCCGUCCGCGCCAGGCAGGCCGCCCGGCGGCUGCGGCAGUACGCGUCCGGGACGGAGGCGCGGCGCGGGCACCAGGAGACCAGGAAGGUCUCCGUCGUCAGCUGA